UUGUCCUUUUGCAUAUUUUAUUGAACUAUUAAGCUCAUCCAUGACUCAAGCAUCUUUCUCCUAUUUUAACUGCAUCAACAUGUGCUUCCUAAUGUAUCCUCUUCUCAAAAAAAUUAGAAACAGAACAAACAAAAAGAAGAAAGAACGAAUGUCCCAAAUUCCAAGUGCUCUUCAUCUCCACCCUGGCAUUGGCAACCUUGUCCCAACCGUUGAAUUUGGCCAGCGUCUAAUCAAUCAUGACCGUCGAUUCUCCUCCAACCGUAACCCCGGUCCGGUUCAAUGGCACCCACAGCGAGACCAACAACAUAGCAUCAUGAAAUGGCUCGAUGGUCAGCCGCCGUCCUCGGGUGGUGUUCUUGUGCUUUCGGGGAGUUAUGGGAAGUCUCGGUGGAGACCAGUUUUGCGAGAAAUAGCGUUUUUGCGGUGGGUCCCACAAGUUAAAAUCUUGGCUCAUGAAGCGAUUGGAGGAUUUGUAUCGCACUGUGGGUGGAAUUCAAUACUUGAGAGUUUAUGGUAUGGUGUACCAAUUGCCACGUGCCAAAUAUAUGCGGAGCAAAACAAAUGAAUUGCUUUUCAAUUAGUGAAAGAGUUUGGGGAUAGAGCGGUUGAAAUUAGAUUUAGAUUUAUAGGAUUGAAGGGAAUGAUUUUGGUGUUGUCGCGGUGA
This is a messenger RNA of Jatropha curcas, 664 nucleotides long. Lineage: Eukaryota; Viridiplantae; Streptophyta; Magnoliopsida; Malpighiales; Euphorbiaceae. The record is from RefSeq and is a predicted model, not a curated record.